CAAGUUAUUAUCAAAUUGUAUCAUGGUAUCGGAGCUAAAGCUCUCAAAAACCUAGCCUCUCUUUUUUUCCGACCGCCGCCCAUCAUGGCAGCCCCGUCGGAUCCUUUGGCGUCCUUACCAUCCGGAGUAAAACUUUUGCUUCGGAGUCUCCACAACUUAAUCUCAGAAAAACUCACCGAAACAAAUUAUCCGGCAUGGUCUCUCAAUGUCCAGACAGCUCUUUCAGCUAAUCUCCUCCUUGGAUGGAUUGAUGGUCAUGAAGCAGCCCCGGCGCCAACUAUCUCCAAAAACGAUAAAACCGUCCCUAAUCCUGAGUAUACCUCCUGGACCAUCGUUGACACACAGAUCCGCGCCUGCCUCCUAGCAGUCAUCAGCCCCUCCGUUCACAAACAUGCUCGCGGCUUCACCACAUCUGCUGCCCUCUGGGAUGCUUUGGCCGCACGGUACAACUCCGUGUCCACCGCUCAUGUUUAUCAGCUUCGGGACAAACUCCACACUCUUCGUAAAGGUACCAAAACUAUGACACAAUACCUUGAUGAUGUGGCAACUAUUCUCUCGGAUCUCGAUGCCUUGAAAGAAGAGAUCCCUGAACGUGAUGUGGUGAAAGAACAACCCUUGUCCGACCACUUCUUCAAGAAUGAGGGAGGACAAUAAAAAAAAAUCACAAUAUCCCGCCGGUAGGCAUCGAAUUGUGUAUGCCCACCGGCAGGGGAAGAAGUGUGUUUGAGGUCUCAAGAAUUCAAAACUGGCUCUGAUACCAUGUUGAAAUAUUAGAAUAAUAAUAUUGCUCUCUUGAAUUAUGAAGUACAUGAUAGAGUAUAUAUAGGAGAGACUCCUAACACAACUAGGAAUAUAGAAUAGAAACUAACUAACAUACAACAUCUACCACAAAUAGGAUUAGGAAGCUGACUAAUAAUGAAAUACUACCACAACC
This is a messenger RNA of Cuscuta campestris, 934 nucleotides long. The record is from the annotation of a GenBank genome assembly. NCBI's taxonomy places the organism in Eukaryota, Viridiplantae, Streptophyta, Magnoliopsida, Solanales, Convolvulaceae.